AACAUCCCCGAACAUGAGCUCACUAAGCUAUUCUCCUGCUAUAGAAGAGGAGGUCUGCUGGACGGAGGAAGAAGUUCUCGUGAAAGAGGAGGAGGAAGAGGAGGCUGUUACAAUACAAAAACAAGUAGAGGAUGAGGCUGUUACCGUGAAAGAAGAAGAGAAAGACGUUUCAGUUAAAGAAGAGGAAGACGCAUUCAGAGUGAAAGAGGAGGAGGAUGUUACAGUAAAAGAAGAGGAAGAGGAAGAUGCGUUUAGAGUGAAAGAGGAGGCUGUUACAGUAAAAGAAGAGGAGGAUGCAUUUUUCGGAGUGAAAGAGGAGGAGGGGGAGAUGACUGUCACAUCGAAAAAGGAGGAAGAAGAGGAGGAAACAGGAUAUCUGGGCCCGGUUUCCCAAAUGCAAGUUAAGGCAUCCAAUGGUUCUAAUUAUGAAGUUAGCCGUAAGAUGGUUUUGAGAAACCUGGCCCUAAUUAACACUAGAGAGAGACGUGACAAUCGUGGAUCCUCUGGGGAGCCUCAACAACCUCAUGAUGCAGACGAGGCAGAGAAAAGUCCCUCCACAUCAGAACACCUCAAGAAACACCGGCAGAGACCCACAGGGAAGAGAACUCACUGCUGCUCUGACUGUGGGAAAAGAUUCACCUCUUCAGCUGACCUCAAAAGACAUCAGAGGAUCCAUACUGGAGAGAAACCUUAUAGCUGUGAUCAAUGUGGGAAGAAUUUUACUCAUUCAAGUAAUCUGAAAGCACACCAGAGAACACACUCAGGAAAGAAGCCUUAUAGUUGUGAUCAAUGUGGGAAGAGUUUUAUUACAUCUAGCUGUCUAACUAUACACCAGAGAAUACACACAGGAGAGAAAUCUUAUAGCUGUGAUCAAUGUGGGAAGAGAUUUGUUACAUCUAGCAGCCUGACUAUACACCAGAGAACACACACAGGAGAGAAAUCUUAUAGCUGUGAUGAAUGUGGGAACAGUUUUGUUACAUCUAGCAGUCUGAUACUGCACCAGAGAACACACACAGGAGAGAAACCUUAUAGCUGUAAUGAAUGUGGGAAGAGUUUUACUCAAUCUAGCAACCUGAUAGCACACCUGAGAAUACACACCGGAGAGAAACCCUAUAGUUGUAUUCAAUGUGGGAAGAGUUUUGUUACGUCUAGCCAUCUGACUCGACACUUGAGAAUACACACAGGAGAGAAGCCUCAUAGCUGUGAUUAAUGUGGGAAUGGUUUUGUUACAUCUAGACUGUACACCACAGAACACACACAGGAGAGAAACCUUUUCCCUGCUCUGAUUGUGGAAAGAGUUAUGUUUCGUCAGGAUGUUUAAAAUCACACCAGAGAACUCAUAGCUGUGAUCAUUGUGGGAAGAGAUACUCUAAUAAAAGGUGUCUGAUUAAACAUCAGAAAAUACAUGAAGGAGUUGUUUCAUGAUAUCAAUGAAAUAAUGUCACAAUGUAGAAUGUUUUAACAUUGUAGAAGGAGUAUUUUAAUGAUGUCACAAUGUAGAACCUUACAUGUUUGUCCCUUGUUCUAUUGAUUUCAGUGUCAUAUGUAUAUUAGCCUCAGGGGAAAAUCCAGGCUCUGAAUUGAAAGAGUACAAAAUAAAUAUUGUUAAACUUACCGCGUUGCCAAAUUAAUCAAAACGCAACACUUCAAAAUGUAGCUAGCUGUUUUCUACAAAUUGUCCUCUAACAUUAUUCACAGAUUCCAUGUGGUUUUUGAGCUGUUAGUUUUAACAGGAAGUGUAACGUCAUCUCUCCCCUCUAGUGCAAUUGAUUUCAAGUGAUAUCGAUAUGAGUGAUGACAAAUAAGUGUUGUGUUUCUCUUCGUUCUGAGGACCCCUAAAUUUAAAUGCAUCACUCCAAAAUGUAGCUGACUGUCUUCUGCACGUUGUCCUCUAACCAGUGAGGUGAAAUAUAUCUCCCAUUUCCAUGUGUUUUUAGUUGUGCUAGUUUCAACAGCACGUACAACCUGAUUUCCCCCCUAAUCGAUAUCAGUGAUUUAUUGCUACUUGUCAAAACAACAGCGUUUUUGGUGUUUGUGCAAAUUAAAAUGUGCUUGUUUAAAAAAAAAUACAAAUAUUAUAAUUACUAUUGUGUUUGUGUCGAUAGUACAUUUUAUGUUUAGGUUUUCAAUAUAUCAAACUGUUUCCGCAUAUUGGUUUGUACUCGUUAAAAGUGUGUUUUGACAUUGAUCCCACCAAGCAAAAUGUUGUUGAAAAGAUGUUUAAAAGAAGACUGCACCAGGUCCAAUCUACGUUUGGUUUUGGUUGAAAGUUGAAAAGACGUAUUUUUCAACGACUUGAAAACAACUUAGUUUCAACGUACUUGCAGCAUGGAGGUAGUAUAAAAAAUUGGUUUAUAAUCAGUUUUAUUAACAAUCUGACAUCACUCCAGCAUUUCUUUACAACAUUCAAGUGCUAAUUGUCGUUAUUCCACUACUGAAGAAGCAUGACUCAAAUCACCUCAUAUAUUCAAACAUUCAGCCCGACAAAAUAUACAUGUUUUAUGAUUCCAUCCCUCACCAUUCAGUUAAUUAUUGCCAAUACAUAUUAACAAAGGGGUUUACAUUUGGUUUUGAUAUUUUAUUAUUUACAUUUCAUGUAACAUUUAGUAAUCAAAAUCAUUUAUGCGACUAACUUAAUUUUAUUGUUUAUAAAACAAUGUAGUAAAACAAGCUUAUAUUUCUGGUUAGAUAUUACAUCCUAUUCUUACUAUUUUAAUCAAUGUCAUUUCCUUAGAAUGCUCAUUAGUCUUUCAGUUUUUAUUGUAUGUUUUUUAUCCUUAUAAUUGUUGUGUAGUAAAUAUUAGUUUUAAUUUUCAUUGUUUUCCAUUUGUUUUCUCCUGUGAAGCCAUUGUGUUGCAUCCAUGUCUGAAAUAAACAAAAGCAAAAACAA
Messenger RNA from Salvelinus fontinalis (brook trout), 2890 nucleotides. RefSeq names its product oocyte zinc finger protein XlCOF6.1-like. The transcript has 2 exons. The coding region runs from base 14 to 1210 and encodes 398 amino acids. NCBI's taxonomy places the organism in Eukaryota, Metazoa, Chordata, Actinopteri, Salmoniformes, Salmonidae. Gene Ontology annotation, molecular function: RNA polymerase II cis-regulatory region sequence-specific DNA binding; DNA-binding transcription factor activity, RNA polymerase II-specific. Gene Ontology annotation, biological process: regulation of transcription by RNA polymerase II. The record is from RefSeq and is a predicted model, not a curated record.